AUGUCAUGCUCUACGCCUCGCCGAGGCGGCGGCCUAGAAAACCGUUUACUGAAAUAUUCUUUUUCCCACGGUCUUCAACUCUCUUCUAACCCGCCUUGGUUUCUGCAUACUUUAUCAGGGCCGCUCCUCACACCUCUUAAAUCGACAGUAGAUGGCAAUCAUGGACGUAGACAUCGUCCAACAGGGUUUUUGCGACGUCAUGGAGGAAAUGACUCGCAGCCUGUCCUCUGUGCGUGA
This is a messenger RNA of Heterobasidion irregulare TC 32-1, 237 nucleotides long. RefSeq lists its product as uncharacterized. Lineage: Eukaryota; Fungi; Basidiomycota; Agaricomycetes; Russulales; Bondarzewiaceae. The transcript has a single exon. The record is from RefSeq and is a predicted model, not a curated record. The coding region runs from base 1 to 237 and encodes 78 amino acids.